CGACUGGUUGUGCUUGGUACUCAAAUCACGCGCACCACCGUCGCCAUGUGUGUUAUUGGUGUAAGCACUGUGCCGUGGAAUCGCUGAUCUCGCGACUGGCGCUCAUCAUCUGAUGGUUCGUUUCUGGGUAUUCGGCGGCAUCGCGCAAGGAUGCCCUGGCUCAGGCUCGCUGUUUGCAUUCGCAGCGGGCCCAUUCCUCCUGGACAUGAAGAUCUCGAUCGGCGAUCGCUCUGUCGGCACAGCUCGGGCUUGCGCAUGCGAUGUGAGAGCAGCACUUCGAUCUAUCGCGGCGUUGAACAUCAUGGCUCGUACCUUCAAGGUCGCCAGCAUCGUGGAGGCGUUAACGCUGGAGUGCUCGAAGUGCGUGGUGGUCCCUCUCGCGGCUGAGUUCACGCCUGAGCUGGCUUCUGCGUAUGCGGCCUGGGCCUCUACUCCUGUUGCCCAGUGGCGAGACCUUCUGGUCAGAGAUAGCUUCAAUACCUGGGUGUGCUGCUUGGCCCGAGCGUGACCCGUAAGUCUUGGCGAGAGCCGCUCGCUAAAUGG
This is a messenger RNA of Prorocentrum cordatum, 543 nucleotides long. The record is from the annotation of a GenBank genome assembly. NCBI's taxonomy places the organism in Eukaryota, Dinophyceae, Prorocentrales, Prorocentraceae.